Aspergillus melleus is the source of this 351-nucleotide messenger RNA. Its product is annotated as ATP-dependent 3'-5' DNA helicase. The record is from RefSeq and is a predicted model, not a curated record. Bases 1 to 351 code for a protein of 116 amino acids. Lineage: Eukaryota; Fungi; Ascomycota; Eurotiomycetes; Eurotiales; Aspergillaceae. Gene Ontology annotation, biological process: intracellular transport. The transcript has a single exon. Gene Ontology annotation, cellular component: nuclear pore; cytoplasm. Gene Ontology annotation, molecular function: GTPase activator activity.
AUGCUAAUAUUCCCAUUAGUCGAGACCGGCGAAGAAGAGGAGAAGACGUACUUCUCCUGCAAAGCCAAACUCUUCCAGUUCUCCGAUAAGGAGUGGCGCGAGCGCGGAAUCGGCACAUUCAAGGUCAACGUCAAGGUCACGGACGGCAAGGAGGACAAGAAAUCCACUCGACUGAUUAUGCGCGCCGACGGUGUCGGACGGGUGAUGCUGAACACUCCCAUCUUCAAGGGCAUGACGGUUGGCGACGCCGCGGGCAACGAACCGAACUCGAAACAUAUUCAUCUGGCCAGUCUGGAGAGUGGUCGCUCUGUCCCCAUUCUGCUGCGGGUAAGUCCUUCAUUCCUUGAGUGA